GGCAGGGCAAUACGCCUGUAUCACUACACGCCUGGCCCUCUUCAACACUACUACUGCUCAGGACCAGAGACAGAGGACUGAGGACCAUUUGAGAUGCAUGGCCUGUAAGCAGCCAGCGCCAGCGAUGGCUCAAAGGAAGAGGCCAGGGCCCAGCGGCUCCAGCUGCAGCAUGGUGGAGCCCCCCGUCCGGCCCCCCUGCCCCGCCGCCUACCCCCCAGAGCAGCACGACCAGGAGCAGGAGGGUGGGCCGGGGGAGGAGGAGGAGGUCCACUACUGCCGCCAGCAGGGUCUGGAGCCAGAGCUGACGGACAGCCGGCCGGACACACCUACUACACCGGAGCCGCAACACGAGCAUGAACACAGCCAUGACCACGAUCACCCAGACUGCCACGGCCAUGAUGACCACAUUCACAGCGAGGACCACGCAGAGUGCCAUGGCCACGACCGCGAGCAUGCAGACUGUCACGAUCACGGUCACAGUCACGACGAUGUAGACUGCCACGACCACGGCCACGUCCACAGUCACAUCAAUGACCACGACCAUGCAGGCUGCCACGGCCACCGUCACGACCACGCUGACAGCCUGGAUGGAGACUCCAGCUCUGACUAUGUGAACAACACCUCAGAGGAGGAGGACUAUGAUGAAGGUCUGCCGGAGGAGGACGAGGGCAUCACCUACUACAUCCGCUACUGCCCUGAGGAUGACAGCUACCUGGAGGGCAGCAUAGACUGCAACGAGGGCGAGGCUGACUAUACCGCCAGCACCGUGCAGCACGUCCGGGCUGAGCCCCCGGGCGACACAGACGAGUGCCAAGAAGCGGUGGAGGAGUGGGUGGAGGGAGAAGGUGGGGUGGAGGUGGGGGAGGUGCGCUGUGAGGUGGUGGAGCAGGACCCAGAUGAACAGAUCUACGACGUCCUGGACCCCCACCCCGUCCUGCAUGAGUCCCCCCCACCCACAGAGGAAGAGGAGGUUGUGAGAGCUGGGGUUGCUUACACUGGGGACUACUAUGGCCCAGAGGAGGAAAAUGGGAACUCCGUGGUUCACGAAUCGCGGUCUCCAUACCGUGGCCGUAAAGUGGUAGUGGAGGGGGAGACGGGGGAGGAGGCGGAGGAGGACAUUGACCAGAUAGUGGCAGAGAUCAAGAUGAGUAUGAGCAUGGGUAGUCUGAGCAGUGGUGGUACUGACCAGAGUCCUGACGAGCUGGUGCAAGACAGUGUACCCAGUGAUUACCACCCUCCUGAGGCCCACGCCAAGCCUGAGCCUGCCCCCUACACCCCAACCCCACACCGCCACGACAGCAGACCCAAGUCCCUCAACCUCCCCUCCUCCACACGGCACAACAACCCUGAGCUCCAGAAGGGCUUCAAAGUUCGCUCCCGCACCCCGGAGGAGCGACAGCAGUGGGCUCAAGAACAGAUGACCAACGGUGCAGAGCAUCCCAGGAAACAGCAGCGUUCUGACCUCAACGUGCCGCUGGAGAACAACAAUGUCCCGGAGGAAACUAAGAAGGCUGCAUCUUUCCCCAGCUUUGUUGAUGUUCCGGGGCCCUGUGAGCCAGAAGAUCUUAUUGAUGGCAUCAUCUUUGCUGCUAACUACCUGGGCUCCACCCAGCUGCUCUCUGAGAGGAACCCGUCCAAGAACAUCCGCAUGAUGCAGGCCCAGGAGGCUGUCAGCCGGGUCAAGAGGGUUCAGAAGGCUGCCAAAAUCAAGAAAAAGGCGAGUCCAGAGGGAGACGCACAGACACUGACAGAGGUGGACCUCUUCAUCUCCACCCUGAGGAUCAAAGUGCUCAACGCAGACACACAGGAAACUAUGAUGGACAACGCCCUGCGCACCAUCUCCUACAUAGCUGACAUUGGGAACAUCGUGGUGCUGAUGGCGAGGCGCCGCAUGCCGCGCACAGCCUCCCAGGACUGCAUCGAGACCACACCUGGAGCCCUAGAGGCCAAGAAACAGUACCGGAUGAUCUGCCACGUCUUUGAGUCUGAGGACGCCCAGCUCAUAGCCCAGUCGAUUGGACAGUCAUUUAGCGUGGCUUACCAGGAAUUCCUGAGGGCCAACGGCAUCAACCCAGAGGACCUGAGUCAGAAGGAGUACAGUGACAUCAUCAACACGCAGGAGAUGUACAACGAUGACCUCAUCCACUUCUCAAACUCUGAGAACUGCAAAGAGCUGCAGCUGGAGAAGCAUAAGGGAGAGAUCCUGGGCGUGGUCAUAGUGGAGUCUGGCUGGGGCUCUAUCCUGCCCACGGUCAUCCUGGCCAACAUGAUGAACGGUGGGCCGGCCGCCCGCUCUGGGAAGCUCAGCAUCGGAGACCAGAUCAUGUCCAUCAACAACACCAGCCUGGUGGGCCUGCCUCUCGCCACCUGUCAGGGAAUCAUCAAGGGCCUGAAGAACCAGGUGCAGGUGAAGCUGAACAUUGUGAGCUGUCCCCCUGUCACCACCGUGCUCAUCAAGAGACCAGACCUCAAGUACCAGCUGGGCUUCAGCGUCCAGAAUGGGAUUAUCUGCAGCCUGAUCGGGGGUAUUGCUGAGCGGGGGGGUGUCCGGGUUGGCCACCGCAUUAUUGAGAUCAAUGGCCAAAGCGUGGUGGCUACAGCACAUGAGAAGAUUGUCCAAGCCCUCUCAAACUCUGUGGGCGAGAUUCACAUGAAGACAAUGCCAGCGGCCAUGUUCAGACUCUUAACAGGACAGGAGACUCCUAUGUAUAUAUAAACCAAGGACAGAUCCCAUUUCCCUCCACAGAGGAGCUGUAAGCAGUGGUUGUUUACAGUCCAGUUGGAGAGCUCUAGGUGGACAAGAUUAACAGACUAAUGAGUGUCUGAGGAUGGCUAGUGAGCCAGGGAUUGUCUUUCUUACUGUUGUGUCACUGACUUAUCAUUUUUUCCCUCCAUCUUUUCUGAGCUAACAUUCAUUCAACUGACACUCACGAUAUUUUGCUGAUGUUAACCCUAAAGAGGGUCAUCUGGGCAGAAGGUGUUUACGUUAUUUAUUUGUGUUUUUUUUGUUUUUUUUUGGACGCCUCACAAUGUAUAUUUUUAUAUUCAUAUCAAUGUCAUAUUGUACCUGCAUAUUGUUUCUUUAGUUCUCUUUGCUUUAUUUAAUUUUCAUGUAAAUACAUAUUUUGCUAAUGCAUCGGAAGUAAUGGGGAAGGGUCAUGGUUGCUUUGUAAAUAUUUAUUGACUUUUUGAUAGCAGGGAAGAGAGCCCUUGACCGCUAAAGGACGGUUGAAAUCGUGCUGUCAAUAUAGUUUAGAUGGACAUAAAAGGGAAUUUGGGAGUGACUUGGGUAAUAUAAUUUUGUUUAUAUACAGUACCAGUCAAGAUUUUGGACACACCUACUCAUUCAAGGGUUUUUCUUUAUUUUUUAUUAUUUUCUACAUUGUAGAAUAACAGUGAAGAAAGACAUCAAAACUAUGAAAUAACACAUGGAGUCAUGUAGUAACCAAAAAAGUGUUAAACAAAUCAAAAUACAUUUUAGAUUUUAGAUUCUUCAAAGUAUCCACCCUUUGCCUUGAUGACAGCUUUGCACACUCUUGGCAUUCUCUCAACCAGCUUUACCUAGAAUGCUUUUCCAACAGUCUUGAAGGAGUUCCCACAUAUGCUGAGCACUUGUUGCCUGCUUUUCCUUUACUCUGCGGUCUAACUCAUCCCAAAACCAUCUCAAUUGGGUUGAGGUCGGGUGAUUGUGGAGGCCAGGUCAUCUGAUGCAGCACUCCAUCACUCUCCUUCUUGGUCAAAUAGCCCUUACACAGCUUGAAGGUGUGUUGGGUCAUUAUCCUGUUGAAAAACAAAUGAUAGUCCCAUUAAGCGCAAAACAGAUGAGAUGGUGUAUCGCUACAGAACACUGUGGUAGCCAUGCUGGUUAAGUGUGCCUUGAAUUCUAAAUAAAUCACAGUGUCACCAGCAAAGCACCAUCACACCACCUCCUCCAUGCUUCACAGUGGGAGCCACACAUGCAGAGGUAAUCAGUUCACCUACUCUGUGUCUCACAAAGACUCAGCGGUUGGAACCAAAAAUCUCAAAUUUGGACCCAUCAGACCAAAGGACAGAAUUCCACUGGUCUAAUGUCCAUUGCUCAUGAUUCUUGUCCCAAGCAAGUCUCUUCUUCUUAUUGGUGUCCUUUAGUAGUGGUUUCUUUGCAACAAUUCAACUAUGAAGGCCUGAUUCAUGCAGUCUCCUCUGAACAGGUGAGGUUGAGAUGUGUCUGUUACUUGAACUCUGUGAAGCAUUUAUUUGGACUGCAAUUUCUGAGGCUGGAAACUCUAAUGUACUUAUCCUCUGCAGCAGAGGUAACUGGGUCUUCCUUUCCUGUGGCGGUCCUCAUGAGAGCCAGUUUUAUCAUAUUGCUUGAUGGUUUUUGCGACUGCAAAUUUUUCUUGAAAUGUUCUGGAUUGACUGACCAUGUCUUAGAGUAAUGAUGGACUGUAGUUUCUCUUUGCUUAUUUGAGCUGUUUUUGCCAUAAUAUGGACUUGGUCUUUUACCAAAUAGGGCUAUCUUCUGUAUACCACCCCUAUCUUGUCACAACACAACUGAUUGGCUCAAAUGCAUUAAGAAGGAAAGAAAUUCCACAAAUGAACUUUUAACAAGGCACAACCUGUUAAUUGAAAUGCAUUCCAAGUGACUACCUCAUGAAGCUGGUUGAGAAUGCCAAGUGUGUGCAAAGCUGUCAAGGCAAAGGGUGACGACUUUGAAGAAUCUCAAAUAUAAAAUAUAUUUAGAUUUGUUUAACACUUUUUUGGUUACUACAUGAAUCCAUGUGUUAUUUCAUAGUUUUGAUGUUUUUACUAUUAUUCUACAAUGUAGAAAAUAGUAAAACAUAAAGAAAAACCUUUGAAUGAGUAGGUGUGCAAACUUUUGACUGGUACUGUAUAUCAAGCCAAUGCUAGCAGUAGAGGUUGUAUGUUACAAAACGCCAUAUCCCUUCCGAUUUGAACUUUUUCAUUUUACAUUAGUUCCACCUCGUCAUGACAACAAGUCAUGAGGUAAAUGUUACUGACUAGUGUGCAAGUGUUAUUUUUAACUUCCUUAUGGCAACACAAUUUAUUGGACAGCACUGUCUCGCACACAUUUUAAUAACAGUUAAUUCCAAACUAUUGAACUUAACAUUGCUUAUUCUUUUGAAAAUCAAACCGAUGUAUGACACUUGAACGGGUAGUUUCUAUGUGUGCUAUGUUCAUCUUGUGUGUUUCACCCCAACAGAAACUCAGUUGAGUCGAUUUGUGAAUGUAUUGUGUUGUAAGAACUGUGUCCAUUGCCAUAAGCAGUAUUAGAAUGUCUGUACAUAAAGAGAACUUUGUCUAGGAUUGUGCUCAUAAGCGUCACGGUUAGUCACUGCAAACAUCCCCACUUCUGCUGUGUCGGGCUUCAGCCUUGAGAGAAAGAUGAACAAAGAAUCCCACUGUGACUGAGGAAGCCUUACGACUGAGUAUUGCUUUUAACAUGCAUUGUACUAAAAAUUACAUUGGAAAAAUUAACAUUUAUCUGUGUGCAUGCCUCAUGAUAGUAUCAAGUCAUUAUGGCAAGAUAACAAUAAAAUCUCAAAUAAACCCCCAUUUCUGUUUGAUGACUCAUUGGA
Molecule: messenger RNA, 5579 nt
Organism: Oncorhynchus masou masou (cherry salmon)
Lineage: Eukaryota; Metazoa; Chordata; Actinopteri; Salmoniformes; Salmonidae
Gene: apba2b
Product: amyloid beta (A4) precursor protein-binding, family A, member 2b
Biological process (GO): chemical synaptic transmission
Cellular component (GO): plasma membrane; dendritic spine; cytoplasm
Molecular function (GO): amyloid-beta binding; protein binding
Source: RefSeq, a predicted model, not a curated record